Molecule: messenger RNA, 1962 nt
Organism: Grosmannia clavigera kw1407
Lineage: Eukaryota; Fungi; Ascomycota; Sordariomycetes; Ophiostomatales; Ophiostomataceae
Exons: 3
Coding region: 1-1962 (653 amino acids)
Source: RefSeq, a predicted model, not a curated record
AUGACGAUAACGAUGGCAUCCUGGGACAGCCUCCCCGCAGAGCUGCGCCUCACAAUUCUGGAGUACGUCGCCGGCGCAAACCCAAACUUCACAGACGCUGGACCUAGAGAAAGCUCAGCGCGGCACACGUACUACUGCGCUCCCUAUGCGACCGUCUCGCGCGACUGGCAGGUGUUUUUUGAGCGCCGCACCUUUGCGGCCAUUGCGCUGUUCAACGACGACGUCCAGCCGUUUUGUGAUGCCGUCGGACGCUGUGUCGACCGACUGGAGUAUAUAGGCCGGCUUCGGCUUACGAUUGACCUGCCUGAGUACAGCUGCGGCGAGUGCGAGACCGAUGAAGACGCGGCAACCGUGAAGCGCCAUGUCGAUUUUACACGUUACCUAUGGCUUCUGUUACGCUCGCUUGCAGCGUGGAAGAUUCCAGGGCAGGAGGAACGGCAGCUGCUAAAGCGCAGUGACAAAAUGUUUGCCCUUGGAUCGUUUAACAGCGCCGUGGGAAUUCAGCUCGAGCUAGGUGUCCGUUCUAUUAGCGAUUCGCAGCACGCCUUCCGCGACUAUCGCAUCUACAAUCCAUACGGAAACGUCCACCGCACUAGAGAAGACUUUCAUCGGUAUUACCGCGACGUUAGUGCCCAACAAGACUCCGCUACGCACGGGUGGUUGCGCGGCGUCCGAAAGCUGUUGCCGCCACCUGUGGCUAUCCGUCGUGUACUUGGUGCGCGUCUGCUAGAGCUCGACGCAGACGGCCUAGGCGGCGAGACAAGGACAGAGACGGAGCGCAGCAAGCGGUAUCUAGUGCGCCACGAACUGCCAGCUGCUGCUAUUGUAACCAAGCUCGUGUUUAGCCGCCAGUUUUACCGCGCCGUGCACCCGGCUACGCUGUCAUACCUGCUCCGCAUCUGCUUUCCGCAAAUCAUGUAUUUGCAUCUAGAGCCGUGGAGGCCGGUAGAUGCCGCAAACCUUGGCGCUAUGGAACGCGGUUAUUGUACGGUGCUGGCCAACCUACCACCAUCUUUGAUUGGUCUCUCUAUUUUCUUAGAGACCAACUACAUCAUCCACCACCGCGACAAAUAUGCCGUGCAUCCUGGCGCCACACUGACCGAUCGCCGGCCGAGCCCACAAGUCGGACGCCAGCUAGCAGAGGGCAGCGGCAGUCUUGUCGUGAUCAGCGUGGCAUUCCUUGCCGAGGCCGACGACUUUUUCGCAGCAGUAGCGCGCAUGCCCGCAAAGACCUGGCCGCGGCUCAAAACGAUCGUCCUUACAUCGUCUACGCUCACACCUGCAUCCUCACCUGCCGACGUUGAGCAGCUACUGCUUGCAGCCGCAGCUGCGGCGGUCCGGAUGCCGCGACUUCGGCAGGUCGAGCUCUGGUUUGCCCGCGGCCCGCAUGCAUGCGCCUUUACGGUCACGGGAGCACGCUUAAGACUCCGAGCUACAUGGAAUGUAACUCGGGCGCUCACGGCCGACGUGGUGCGCGCGUGGCGGGCCGUAUGCCAAAAUAAGACACAUCGACAUCUCCAUGUAACAACCGAGCUCUGGGCCUGCCCCAAUAGCCAGACUAACAUGGAUGCGCGCAUGUUGGUGCUUAAUGGCGACGCACUUGUGAGGCUGAUGAUUCAAAAGGAGUCUCUCCUUGACAUGUGCAUGCCUGGUACCCCGGCCAACAAUGCUGUAGAGGAUGCGGAGGCUGGUUACAUCCAGUGGGCCAUAAUGGCGACGGAAGAAGCAGAAAGUUGGGCGAGGGUGGCGGCAGCAGCGAGCCUCGACGCCAGGAACGCUGCUAUCUGGGCAGCGACUGUGGCGCCGUUCUCGAUGGCGACGACCGACGCAGAAGAGAAGGCGGAUGAGGCGGAGGCUUCCUUGGAAAGGGUAGACGAGUUCGUGGCUGUGGCAGGAGAAGCCGUGCAGGUAGCAAUGGCGAGGGCGUGGGACAAUUGGGCGGAGUCCCAGGACGACUUUUGA